This is a messenger RNA of Notechis scutatus (mainland tiger snake), 1873 nucleotides long. It is a transcript of the gene SLC35D1, whose product is annotated as solute carrier family 35 member D1. The record is from RefSeq and is a predicted model, not a curated record. NCBI's taxonomy places the organism in Eukaryota, Metazoa, Chordata, Lepidosauria, Squamata, Elapidae.
AUGUCGGCGGGCGUGCGCAGACGCCAAGCAGCUGGCGUAAAAGCAGAAGCUCCCUCGGUCGCCGUAGUAGCCGCUCCAGCUCGCGGAGAUGAGGAGCUGGGUAUGGCGGCGGCUUCCAGGCUCUCCGCCUGCCUCAAGCUGCUGGCGGCUGCCUUCUACGGCUUCAGCUCUUUCCUCAUCGUGAUGGUGAACAAGAGCGUCCUCACCAGCUACGGAUUUCCUUCCUCGCUCUGUGUGGGACUAGGCCAGAUGCUGGCUACCGUAGUUGUCCUUUGGGUGGGAAAGGCACUCAGGGUGGUCAAGUUUCCAGAUUUUGAUAGACAUAUACCUCGAAAGACUUUUCCACUACCUCUUCUCUAUUUUGGGAACCAAAUCACAGGACUGUUCAGCACAAAGAAAUUGAAUCUGCCAAUGUUUACAGUCCUGAGACGUUUUUCCAUUUUGUUUACAAUGUUUGCAGAAGGAAUCUUACUCAAGAAAACAUUUUCUUGGGGAAUUAGGAUGACAGUAUUUGCAAUGAUAAUUGGUGCAUUUGUAGCUGCAAGUUCUGAUUUGGCAUUUGAUCUAGAAGGAUAUAUUUUUAUCUUGAUCAAUGAUGUCUUGACAGCUGCAAAUGGUGCUUAUGUAAAACAGAAGCUAGAUUCAAAGGAGCUGGGAAAAUAUGGUCUCCUUUAUUACAAUGCACUAUUCAUGAUUCUUCCUACUUUGGGCAUUGCCUAUGUUACAGGAGAUGCACAAAAGGCAAUGGAAUAUAAAGGUUGGGCAGAUACCCUUUUCCUUGCACAAUUUACACUCUCCUGUGUGAUGGGGUUUAUUCUGAUGUAUUCAACAGUACUUUGUACUCAGUAUAACUCUGCCCUUACAACUACAAUAGUUGGCUGUAUUAAGAAUAUAUUAAUAACUUACAUAGGAAUGUUCUUUGGAGGAGAUUAUAUUUUCACAUGGACAAAUUUUGUAGGAUUAAAUAUUAGUAUUGCUGGAAGCCUCGUAUAUUCCUACAUCACUUUUACAGAAGAACAAAUAAGUAAACAGUCUGAAGUUAGCAUCAAGAUGGACAUUAAAGGGAAAAGCUCUGUAUGACAAAAGGCAUGCUUACCACAGUUAACUUUCACUUUUUAGCAAGAUGUGUUGCCAAAUCACUGUAGUAUGCAGUCUCUGAAUGGAAUUGAUUGGCUACUUCGUAUUUGCACAAUCUGAAGAUUGCCACAUUUGGAAUCAAUGAUUUAUACUGGACUGCACAUAUGAUGAAUAGAUUGCAAGGAACUAUGUAUGUGGUGAAACGGGGUUAAUAAUCUCAAAUGCAGCAAAAGUGUUGCUGGUCAAGAUUGGGUACAGCAAGAAAAUGUAUCAUUGAAAUCAAGCAAGCCUAUUGUUCAGGCUGUCAUGGUUUGGGCUUGUUGAACCCUCCAGCUUUAACUGCAUUUUCCUUGAAGUCACACAAUCUGUAUGAAUGAAAUGUAGUUCUUACAUCUUGUUGCAUGAAGGUGUGUAUAAAGAAGUUACUCUGAGCUGCAGUUUGUGGGGAAGGUAGACGACCUACAUUCACAAUCAACUGAACUGUUAUCCAAGCAAAAGUGUGACUUGCCAAUGACACAUCUACUUUUUUUUCCUGAACCUAGUGAAGCACUUUUAAGUGUGUGUUACACAUUGUUUGGGUAUCUUGGUCAGAAUUGUUUUUAAACCUUUAGACUUAUCAGUACCUGUUAACAGAUAAAGAACAGAUAAAUGUUCUAAAGAGUAAGGUUUUAAAGGCAGUUUUCGUCUGAAGAAAUGAGAAAAGCAAACUACAGUGCUAAAAUGUGGGUGUUUUUUCUCCAGUAAAAGGUAUUCUUUUAUUUACUUAGUUUUUUCUAUGCAAUCAGUGUCCUUUUUU